Molecule: messenger RNA, 1926 nt
Organism: Enterobius vermicularis (human pinworm)
Lineage: Eukaryota; Metazoa; Nematoda; Chromadorea; Rhabditida; Oxyuridae
Source: the annotation of a GenBank genome assembly
AUGAAAAGUAGUUACUGUAAUUUGGAAGCUAUGGAGAAGUUGCCACUCGAUGUCGAUGGUACAACUGUUGACGUAAAAAAUAGUAUAUUUAUCGGUGCGUCGUUUAUUGGACUUUCAAGCGGUGCAAUGAAUGGGCUAGGUGGAAUGAAUUUUUUACAGUACCUGCUGCCGCGUCGGAAAGAAAAUGUUCUUAAUUUUAUACUUCUUAUGAUUUUGGUUGGCCUGUUUAUUUAUUUUUAUCCGUACAACACGUUUCACUACCAGAUGCCUCCACAGGAAGGUAUAACUUGGCCUCUCCCAGAUCCUCCACGGAUGGACCAUGUUAGACCUGACUACUCAAAACAGAGGGAAGGGCCGGGAGAAAAUGGUAACGGCGUUUUUCUUGAAGGGGAGGAAAAAGUAAAAGGUGAAGAAGAUAUGAAAAAAUGGUUUAUGAAUGUGGUCGCUAGUGACAAGAUUUCGCUAGAUCGUAGUCUGCCAGAUUCUCGUUUUCCUGAGUGCAAAGCUAUACACUAUCCUUUGGAUUUGCCAACUGCUUCUGUAGUAAUCAUUUUUACUGACGAGGCUUGGACACCUUUAAUGCGUACUGUACAUUCGGUGAUAAACCGAUCGCCUCCUCUACUUCUUCAAGAAGUAAUACUGUUGGAUGAUAACAGUCAACGAGAAGAACUGAAAGGAAAGUUAGAUGAUUAUAUUAAGCGCUUUGGUGGUGUUGUUAAAGUUAUAAGAAAAACGGUGAGACAUGGUUUGAUCAGGGCAAAAAUUGCCGGCGCUGAAGCAGCGAAAGGAGACGUCGUUGUUUUCUUAGAUUCUCAUUGUGAAGCGAAUGAAGGAUGGUUAGAGCCGCUGUUAGCAAGGAUCAAAGAGGAACGUACGGCUGUUUUGUGCCCCGUGAUUGAUCAUAUAUCAGCUGAAACCAUGAGCUAUUCCGGAAGUGCAGGAGUUUCGUCUGUUGGUGGGUUUUGGUGGAGUUUGCACUUUACUUGGGACCCUGUGAGCAUUGCUGAAAAGAAAAGAAGGAAAACAAAAACAGAACCUGUUAGGUUAUUUAGGUCUCCAACGAUGGCUGGUGGUCUCUUAGCGGUUGAUAGGAAAUAUUUUUUUGAUAUUGGAGCUUAUGAUCCUGGUAUGGAUAUCUGGGGUGGUGAAAACCUUGAACUUUCAUUUAGGGUUUGGAUGUGUGGAGGAAGCGUAGAAUUUAUUCCGUGUUCUCAUGUUGGUCACAUUUUCCGAGCUGGACAUCCUUAUAAUAUGACCGGCCCAGGUGGUAAUAAAGACGUUCAUGGGACGAACUCUAAAAGGUUGGCAGAAGUCUGGAUGGAUGAUUAUAAACGACUGUAUUAUUUACAUAGGCCUGACUUGAAGGUUGAUUUUCAAAGUCAGAAGUUUCACUUCUGCAUUUGUGCUUUACAGAAGAAAAAAGUUGGUGAUUAUUCAAAACGAGUGGCCUUAAGAAAAAAGUUAAAUUGCAAAAGUUUCAAAUGGUAUUUAGACACGAUCAUUCCUGACAAGUUUGUCCCGGAUGAGAACGUACUGGGCUUUGGAGCACUUAGGAAUAAGAAAUCUGGUCUGUGCUUGGAUACUUUGCAAAGGGACGAGAAGUCAACUAUAAAUCUUGGCGUGUUCAGCUGUCAGAGUGGCGGGAGCUCAUCACAGGUCUUUUCGCUAACUAAAACUGGACAAUUAAGACGUGAAACGACAUGUGCAACUGUCUUACCUGCUCGUGAGGCUGGAAGCAAGGGAGCGGUACGGAUGCCUCCUUGUUUUUCUAGCAAAGACAAGUGGACUUUUGAGAAGGGGCUGCUGAAACAUGUAGGCACAAACUUGUGUUUGGACGUCAAAGACUUGAAAAGUGGCGAUGAUAUUCUUGCACGGAGUUGCAGUGUCAGUGUUGACUCACAGUUAUGGGAGUUUCAUAAAUACUGA